This is a messenger RNA of Cajanus cajan (pigeon pea), 570 nucleotides long. The record is from RefSeq and is a predicted model, not a curated record. Lineage: Eukaryota; Viridiplantae; Streptophyta; Magnoliopsida; Fabales; Fabaceae.
AUGCCUCUCCCCUUCGGAUGGAAGCCUCUCCACAUCGACCGUUACAACGGCACGACAGAUCCGGACGAGCACAUCGACAUGUAUACUACACAGCAUACCCAGCUACCUGCCGAGUCGAUCGAUAGCUUUGGCACUCUGGUCAGACGGUUCACGGCACAGUACGCAACAAACCGACCUUAUCACAUAAUGUUAGUUGCCCUGGCCAGUCUCAGACAGAGCGACGAUGAACCACUCCGGACGUUCAUGGAACGCUUUGCCAGCAUCUCGGUGAAAAUUCGAAAUUUGAAUCCAGAGGUCGCCCUACACGCCAUGCUCAUGGCACUCAAGCCCGAACCGUUUGUCAACAGCCUAUGUCGUGAAGCUCCUCGCGACAUGGACGAGCUCCAUGCCCGUGCUGCUGGGUACAUACAGAUGGAAGAACACUCCGCUUUUCAUGAUCAGGUUUGCGGAAAGUCACAAGUGAAACCGGACAAUGGUCACAAGGACAAAGUGAAAGUCAACAACGACAGCCAGUUCAAGAAAACUGCUAGGACAAACAAGGGGGGAGAUACGACUUCUACACUCCCCUGA